UAAAAGAUGGAGAUCUCUACAAGACGAUCUUCAUUGCUUAUCAGCAUUCUCAUAUCUGCCCUGCUCAUCCAACACUUCUCCGUGGUGCAAUGCUCGAAGGGUUAUAUCGAAAAAAAGCAGCAGAAAGCUGCAAAGGUGAUGAACAAAGCUGCUGCAAAGGUAGAGAAAACAGCUGCAAAGGUGUCGAGGAAAACUUUACCUGCGGCAACAAAAGUCAAAUCUGUACCUGUACCGGUGAAGAAGGAAGCAAAACCUAAAGUUGCACCUAAAGUUGUACCUGUGCCGGUGGUGAGGCCAGGGACGGGAAAGAAGGCGUUGGAAAAGAAGUGGUGCAUACCAAAACCAGAGACGAACACUGAUAUCUUGCAGAACAACAUAGACUUUGCAUGUGGCAAAGGAGGAAUUGAUUGCAAGGCGAUUAGAGCUGGUGGGCCAUGCGUUGAGCCUAACACUCCCUGGUCUCAUGCAGCAUUUGUCAUGAACGCCUUCUAUCAAUCCACUGGUCAAAGGGAUUGCAAUUUCGCUGGCUCUGGUGUUGUAACCCAGGAUGACCCAACAAAGGGCGGUUCGUGCUUCCCAAAUCAAGGACAGGCAAAAUCGUCGUCUGUGUCACAGAAGUCAUCGCCAGAACAAGCGUUUAGUGGCAAGAUAAAGCCAACACCACCCGGAACGAUUAAGAAGUAUUGCCUACCAAAACAAGAGACAAGUCCAAGUGCAUUGCAGAAAAACAUAGACUAUGCGUGCGCCAAGAUUGAUUGCAAGCCCAUUCAACCUGGUGGUGAAUGCUACGAGCCAAACACUGUCAAAGAUCACGCUGCAUAUGCCAUGAACUACUACUAUCAAUUGUCUGAUCGCAGAGAGUGUGAUUUCUCUAACACUGCUUUGGUAACCAGCGAAAACCCAAGUACGGGUAAGUGCCAAUACCCUGCUUGAGGCCAGAUGUGAAAAGGAGAACAAAAUAGCUCAGCGGAGUGGCGGGAAGAAAUGAGAAAAAUUAUUUGUUCAUAUUUCUUUUUCUUUUUUCAAUAUUUUCAUUGUAACUUUGAAGGUUCAAUGAGUAAUAUAAGCGCACUAUCUAUGGAGAAA
Cornus florida is the source of this 1086-nucleotide messenger RNA. RefSeq lists its product as uncharacterized. The record is from RefSeq and is a predicted model, not a curated record. Bases 7 to 933 code for a protein of 308 amino acids. NCBI's taxonomy places the organism in Eukaryota, Viridiplantae, Streptophyta, Magnoliopsida, Cornales, Cornaceae. The transcript has 4 exons.